CCAUAAAAACCCAGAAGAAGAAGCAGGCGAGCGGUUAGAGCGCAGCACCAGCGACCGCCGUCUUUAACCCUAAACAUUCACAGCUUUUCCUCAAGAGAGACUCCGGGAGAACAUGGAGAGGAAAAGGUGGGAGUGCUCGGCUCUCCCAAAUGGUUGGAAAAUGGAAGAAGUGACCAGAAAGUCGGGCUUGUCCGCGGGGAAAAGUGAUGUCUAUUAUUUUAGUCCAACAGGGAAGAAGUUUCGGAGUAAACCACAGCUGGUUCGAUAUCUGGGAAACUCCAUGGAUCUCAGCUCCUUUGAUUUCCGCACAGGGAAGAUGCUCAUGAGCAAACUGAACAAGAACAGGCAGCAGAUCCGCUAUGAUCACAGUCAGAGCAAGGGUAAACCUGAUCUGAACACGUCACUGCCGGUCCGACAGACCGCAUCCAUCUUCAAACAGCCCGUCACCAAGGUCACAAAUCACCCUAGCAACAAGGUUAAGAUGGACCCUCAGAAAGCUGUGGAGCAGCCCAGACAGCUGUUCUGGGAGAAAAAGCUGAGCGGACUCAACACUUAUGAUAUCGCAGAGGAGCUGGUGAAGACCAUGGAUCUUCCCAAAGGAUUGCAAGGUGUGGGUCCGGGUUACACAGAUAAGACGCUGCUCUCGGCUCUAGCGAGCGCCCUGCACACCAGCUCGGCUCCCAUCACGGGUCAGCUGUCCGCCGCGGUGGAGAAGAACCCCGGAGUCUGGCUCAACACCACACAGCCGCUGUGCAAAGCCUUCAUGGUGACGGACGAAGACAUCAGGAAGCAGGAGGAUCUGGUGUACAGCGUGAGGAAGAGGCUGGAGGAAGCGCUCAUGGCAGACAUGCUCGCACACAUAGAGGAAGCCGCCACCGAGGCCAGAUCUCUGAAGGAAGAGUCCAACGACGAGGAAACGGAGUCUGUAUAGCUGAAAGCGUCCUGGACGGCAGUAUUUUUCCUCCCAAACCCAAAGACGCUCUCAGACUCAGACCUGAGCUGAUCCUAUGCAGAACCUGCCUCUCUUCUCACACUCCACUGUGAACACUUGUUUUACCAAAACAUUUCAAGCAGUUUUAUUUUUCUAACUUGAGCUUGUUUGAAGUGGAUUAGCUCUAUUUUUGUACAGUAAGAGCUUAAAGUUUGGGUUUCCAGCGUAACGCAGCGGGUUCGAGUCAGUAUGACGGAUGCCCAGGAGGUUUUUUUAUAUAUUUCAAAUCAUGAAAGUUUCACACAAAUUAGUUUUUUAUACAAACAAAAUGGCAUGUUUUUUUUUUAUGACCGAUUCUGGAAAUAAUACUGGUUUGUGACGGCUGGUACAAAUACGGUGCUCGAUUCUUCCUGGUUCCUUUAUAUUUUCGCUUUCGUUACAGUGAUGUUUGAGUGUAGACAUCACAUAUAAGCUCUUACGUUGGUGCUUCGGUGUUUGUAUUCAUGAAUUUGUCAAUGCAUAGCUGAUAUCAUUGAAUAUUAUGAGAAAUGGGCAGUUAUUUUUUUUUGGAUCAAGCUGUUUGUGUUGCUGUGUGAAGCUGGUACAGUGGUCAUCAUUCACUGAUGUGGCGUGGUUUAUUAUUAUGGACUGAAAUCUACACGAUGCAUCGGUGUUUGCUCCGUAGAUGGCUUGUUUUUCACUUACACUAAUGCUUCACACACCCAUGAGUGAAUUUAAUAGAUGAUUGACUCAUACCCUGGUGUUUUGUUCUUCACAAAUGAUUGCAUUGUACAGUCAUAUUUGAAAUAUGCAGGAGAGGUGUUUUUUUGUAUGUUGCCCUUUAUUGCAAGAAAACUUAGAUCACUUUUUGAAAAUACAAAGCUUGUAGCUGAAGGACACAUCAUUUUGUAAACUUGGAAAAUAAAAGUCUUUCAACACA
Messenger RNA from Cyprinus carpio (common carp), 1871 nucleotides. RefSeq names its product methyl-CpG binding domain protein 3a. NCBI's taxonomy places the organism in Eukaryota, Metazoa, Chordata, Actinopteri, Cypriniformes, Cyprinidae. Gene Ontology annotation, molecular function: DNA binding. The record is from RefSeq and is a predicted model, not a curated record.